Messenger RNA from Felis catus (domestic cat), 1373 nucleotides. It is a transcript of the gene NKX2-8, whose product is annotated as NK2 homeobox 8. The record is from RefSeq and is a predicted model, not a curated record. The coding region runs from base 115 to 1041 and encodes 308 amino acids. Gene Ontology annotation, cellular component: nucleus. Gene Ontology annotation, biological process: regulation of transcription by RNA polymerase II; cell differentiation. NCBI's taxonomy places the organism in Eukaryota, Metazoa, Chordata, Mammalia, Carnivora, Felidae. The transcript has 3 exons. Gene Ontology annotation, molecular function: RNA polymerase II cis-regulatory region sequence-specific DNA binding; DNA-binding transcription factor activity, RNA polymerase II-specific.
CAUGCCUCCCCCACCCUAGCCGUUGCUCCUGCGGGGCCAGGCCCCGUGUCAGCCAGGAGGAGGAGGAAGCCAGGGCUGGGACAGGCGGGUGGUGACCACCGCUCGCCACCCAAGAUGUUAUUCAUUGGUAACAAUCCCCAUUAUCUGUCCCCACUUUGGGCUAAUCAGACAGAAUCGCUAAUGCCGAGAGCUGCUUCCUGCCGCCUCUGGGAGCCAGCGCAUGGCGUGCACCUCUGGCGCCCACCCGUAGCAGCUACGUCCCGGCCGCCCCUCGUUUCCCAGCCUGCCCCGCCCCCCGCCUCCUUCCCCUCCUUGGCCAUGGCCACCUCUGGACGCCUGAGCUUCACCGUGCGCAGCCUCCUGGAUUUACCCGAACAGGACGCGCAGCACCUGCGGAGGCACGAGCCGGAGCUAUGCGCUCCCCAACCCGGCCCCUGCGCCACCUGGUUGGAAUCCGAGCGCGGCCACUACCCCUCCUCGGACGAGAGCAGCCCAGAGACCAGCCCGCCCGACUCGUCGCAGCGGCCGUCCGCUCGGCCGGUGUCUCCUGGCUCAGACGCUGAAAAGAGAAAGAAGCGUCGGGUGCUGUUCUCCAAGGCACAAACGCUGGAGUUGGAGCGGCGCUUCCGGCAGCAGCGCUACCUGUCGGCGCCCGAGCGCGAGCAGCUGGCGCGCCUGCUUCGCCUCACGCCCACACAGGUCAAAAUCUGGUUCCAGAACCAUCGCUACAAGCUGAAGCGCGCGCGCGCACCGGGCGCGCCGGGGGCGGCGGAGUCGCCUGACCUGGCAGCAGCUGCGGAGCUGCGCGCCGCACCCGGCCUGCUGCGCCGCGUGGUGGUCCCCGUGCUGGUGCGCGACGGUCAGCCGUGUGGCGGCAGCGGCGAGAUGGGCACGGCCUCCGCCCAGGACAAGAGCGGCGCGUCCCCAGCCGCUGCCUGCCCUCUGCCGGGCUACGCCGCCUUCGGUCCCUGCUCGGCUCUUGGCCUCUUCCCCGCCUACCAGCACUUAGCGCCCCCAGCCCUGGUCUCCUGGAACUGGUGAGACCGUUGCGGGGGGGCGGGCACUUGGGGCUACCCCGGACUUUGGAGAGGCUCUGCGGCCAAAGCGGGGCUGGAGGCCGAGAUCCGCAAAGUACGCCCCCCACCCAGGGCCCAUCUCUCUGCAGGUUCCACGUCCUACAGUGCAGGGGUUCCCUGCCCCGCCCUCCCUAGCCAAUGCGCGGGGAACUUUCGCCAAGAUUUCCCCCUCGCCUCUUGCCUCGACCGCCAGCCCCAGAGAUAGAUUUUAUUGCUUAAACCUUAUUUGUAUAUUUUUAAAUAGCUAUUUGUAUGGGAAGCAACUUAUUUUGAAAGAAAUAGAAUAUUUUUCCUCUU